GGCUCUUUCUUGCUCGACGACCCAACCAGUCCCUUGUUCUCGUCCCUCUCUGGAAUGGCUCUUGCUGUAGUAUUGCUGUUCUCAGUAUCAAUAGCGGCCAGCUUUGUCUGUGAAUUUCUUGCGGCAGGACAAUCUGGCUGAGCGUAUCAUGGAAUUGACCCAGGACGCUAGUGCGCCAAUUCAUCCUUGGGAUGGGAUCGCGCCCUGAAUGGAUGGAUACUGUCGAAAACAUAUGGAAACGUUUCUGAACGUCUCUUCCGGCAAGACGACACGUUCAGCCGACCGUCAAUGUCUACUCACGAACCUGGAAGCUAUUCUCAACUGUUUUCAUGUCCAAGCUUUGCCUCUAUGCCGCUUCCUCACCACAUGGGACCGUCGUUCGAGCUUUGGAUUAUCGGAGGAUGCCUUCCUGAGUGUGUCGUCGAUGCAUUCAGCAGACUAGAACACGGCUAUGUCUUGUGUAAUGCUUAUGGUCCAACGAAAGUUGCCAUUAAUGCGUCAUCACGUCUUCACUACCGUAAUGUCAUGCUGGGCUGCCUGAUUCGACCACCUCCAACUCAGACUUGUGCCACUUGGGUUUCAGGGAGAGCCAGGCUUAUGAGGUUCUCAGCUGGCGAAAGGAUGCUUGCACGUUCAAGGAGCGAUCAGUCCGUGUGUGCAGAAGUUGAUGGGUGUAUCACACACGUGAUAGCGCGCGCGGGGCAAUCAGGAUCGUGGUCUGGAAUAGAAUGCCUCGGUCGCAUACUAGGAAUGGACCAGGUAAAGCUUGGUGGUAGGCAUGUGGAAUUGGGAGAGAUUGAAACUAUGUUAUUUCCCCUGCGCAGUAGUCGAAGAACAGCGAUUCGACAAAUCGAGGAUGAUGUGUGGUAGGAGACACGGAUAAUCCUACCAACGAAGGCUUCGAUAUGCAUUGCAUAUGGAGUAGCGAUUUGAUUACUUUGCGUCUGGCCACUCGUGCUUCCUCGUCAAGUGGGAUGUUUCGAACACUUUGGUCACGGAGCCGAAUCCCGCAACGCCACUGAACGCCUUAGCAGUUCCCUGCGCAGCUUUGAUGAUUCUAUGUGUCGAACUGUAAACCUGAAAGCCGGGCUUGACACGGAGAACUAGUUUCCGUCCUAGAAUCCCCGGCUGCAUAGCGUAGCUUUGUCAUGAGAGAUGGAGGUCUGAGGAUGAGCAAGUGAAGCUGUUGUAUUUCUCCC
Molecule: messenger RNA, 1199 nt
Organism: Desarmillaria tabescens
Lineage: Eukaryota; Fungi; Basidiomycota; Agaricomycetes; Agaricales; Physalacriaceae
Exons: 5
Coding region: 289-870 (193 amino acids)
Source: RefSeq, a predicted model, not a curated record